Betta splendens (Siamese fighting fish) is the source of this 1962-nucleotide messenger RNA. RefSeq names its product G-protein coupled receptor 20-like. Gene Ontology annotation, biological process: positive regulation of Rho protein signal transduction; phospholipase C-activating G protein-coupled receptor signaling pathway. NCBI's taxonomy places the organism in Eukaryota, Metazoa, Chordata, Actinopteri, Anabantiformes, Osphronemidae. Gene Ontology annotation, molecular function: G protein-coupled receptor activity. The transcript has 7 exons. Gene Ontology annotation, cellular component: membrane. The record is from RefSeq and is a predicted model, not a curated record. The coding region runs from base 1 to 1266 and encodes 421 amino acids.
AUGGAUGAAAUAAGUCCAGCGAGGAGGAAAGACACAGACUGUACCUCAGCUUUCACUAACACAAUUACUGAACGCGUUUUCCAUCAAACCCUGCUCUAUUCUUGCUCAUCUCGUCCGACAGCCUCUGCCUCAUCUGCACUAUUAUUAUCUACGAGCAGCAUCAUCAUCAUCAUGGACUUCAACGGCACCGGGUCCCGGGUUUGUGUCAACGCUUCGUAUCCCGUCCCGCCUGUCGUAUCCAGCCCCACUAACAGCAGCGGCAGGGAAGCAUACCUUCAGAGACUGGCUCACUUAGACGAAGGCCUCUACAACGACUUCUACGGUCUCUGGAUCGCGCUCAUGGUCAUCAACUCUCUCAUUUUCCUGGUGGGCACGGUGCUCAACCUAGUUGCUCUGUAUGUGUUCUGCUUCCGCACCAAGCAGAAGACCACCUCCGUGAUCUACACCAUCAACCUGGCAGUGACUGACCUCCUGGUGAACCUGUCCCUGCCCAGCCGCAUCCUGCUCUACUACAGCGGCGGCGCCUGCCUCACCUGCUCCUACCUGCACAUCUUCAGCUACUUCGUCAACAUGUACUGCAGCAUCUUGUUCCUGACCUGCAUCUGUGUGGACCGUUACCUUGCCAUCGUGCAAGUCGAAGCGUCGCGGCGGUGGAGGAACUCCGGAGUGGCCAAGUGCGUGUGCGUCUCCGUCUGGCUCUUCGCCAUCGUGGUCACCUACUCCUUCCUCUCCACCGCGUUCCAGCACACGGGCUGCUGCGUCUCCAAGCUCCUCUUUCUCACCAUGACCGAGUUCUUCCUACCUCUCGUUAUCAUCGUGGUCUUCACCUUGAGGAUCAUGUGGGCCCUGGCCGACCGUCGUCUGAUGCAGCAGAGCAGGGAGAGGAGAAGAAGAGCCGUGCAGCUGCUGACCACAGUGCUGAUCAUCUUCACUGUGUGCUUCACGCCCUUCCACAUCAGACAGGUGGUGGUUUACUUCCAUCCUGAUAUGCCCCAUCACGUCAUUGUCUACCACCUGACUGUCACUCUCAGCAGUUUGAAUAGCUGCCUGGAUCCUGUCGUCUACUGCUUUGUUACAAACAAUUUCCAGGCCACCAUGAGACAUCUCUUCCGUCGUGCAGAGCCCGAACACACCAGCGGUGAUAUCAUCAGCAUGCAGCGCAGCUCCAAGGCCUCAGGGGCAGCUGCCAAUGCCAUCACUAACAAUGUGAUCACGAUGACUAAGAUUCCCACUUCACUGCAGGGAGGGAAGAACCAUAUAGUGUAAAUGCAUUUCCACGUGGAUUGAGGAGGAGCGAAAGUUACAGCAAGGUCACAGUUGCCCGGGGACGCGGCGCUAAGUCUGGACUCUGCAACGCGCUGAGCAGUGACAGCAGCAUUCUGAGUGCUAAGAAGUCGGGGUGGACCGCAAAGAUGCUGUAACACAGCAUGAUCUGUUAUUUACUACUUGAAUAAAUUACAUUGACAAGAAACAGUCUGAAGCUUCACAUCAUCAUCCCGUCGAUAAGCUUCCUGUUAGUUUGGACGGCUGACGUUUUGACUGAAGGCAAUCCCCUGAAAUGCAACUUCAUCGGUUUUUAGCUGUAUGACUGGGCUUCCUGCUGACAAACCCUCUUUUUCAGUUUAAAUGAGGAAUUCUGGAGAGACAGGUUGAUCAGAACAACGCCUCCCAACACGACUAACAUAAAAAUACUGUCUUGGGUAGGAUGGUCAGACUACAGUGUUACACAUACUGUCCCACUAUGUCCUCUGUUGUGAAAUGACGCUUUGGGCAGCAGAGGGCAACGUUACACUCACUACUGACGACUGUUACAAGCAGAAACACAAAGAUAUUGCAUCACUCAACUCUCGUUGCACGGACAACUGAAAGCGGUUGCAGAGUGAAUGUUCUGUUCUGUGUUGUUUGUUAUAAGGUUGUAUUUUAAGUGCCGAUACUUAAAAUAUAAUUAAUUUAUACUUCAUC